CCAACCCCUAUGUCCCUUUAAAUCAAACACGUUGACUAACUGAUUUGCUUAUUCCAGUCAUAUUGUUAUCCAUAGUACAUAAAUCAGAGAAUUUUACCAUUUAUGUGACCCUUCAUUCGCAGAUUGAUCAUGUCCUCGUGAUGGAGGCUAUUAGGACGCUUCGAUCUUCUCUCACUCGAGCACUAGAGAACAGCUUCGAUGAGGCUAUCAGAAAUGUGAAAGCCGAGAUUUCCUACCACGAUGCGAAUACACAAUCGGCUGAACAGAGGGCCACGAAUGCGGAGAAAGAACGGAAUAAGGCUAUGGAAGAGUUGGACUCGCUGAAAGGUGCCAUCGCUCUCCUACGGGAAGAGCUACGCCUUACCGACUUUGAGUCCGAAGACGACAAGGUUUCUACGAAGAAGUUUCGGGACUUUGAAGUACGAUAUGCCCCAAACCAGGUCUUACAUCACCUCAGCCAUGCCUCCGGUGGUGACAUCGCAGAUAUCAACCCGUACGCGAUCAAAGCCGUUGCUGAAGCAUAUACGGCUCUAUAUGGGGAGACUCAGGAGCUUGUUAUGGCCUCGUGCGAGCUCAGAAAACAAGUCAAACGAUACAAGGGAAAGUUAAAGUUCUGGCAAAAGUGUCUCGAGCUUGAUAAAUUCACUUUGGUGCUCGAAGGCACAGCAAUGGAGUUCAGAUGCACUGGAAAGAUCUCUAUUGAUACCCAGAGCAAGCCGCCGGCCGCAAACCCAUCCACUUCUGUUCCCGUGUCGGGCUUAAAUGGCCAUGGCAUUGUGGAUGAAACCGCGACCUCUCCACCAGAGGUUUUGGGAAGGAACCAUCAUGAUAAUAGUGAUGCAGGUCAUUGGGGCGCAAAGAACAGAAACUGGAGCAGAUGCGACGGUUCGAUUCGAAUGUCACCAGCGCAGCCAACACUAACACAGUCGGGCCGGUCCGAAAUUGAGAACGUUAUUCCAACUGCCCAGGUUUCUACGUCGGGGAUGAAAGCACCAGAGUCCGAGUCCAUAACAUCGCAAAAUGCCCCGGAAAACUUUAUGAACCAGUGUUCAACCUUGAUCACAGGUGUAAGAAGAGCGGCACUGAAUUCUACCUUGGUUAAAGAUGAAGAUCUGUCUCAAGAACCGUUGCCCAAACUAUCAUCCGCGUUAAGAAUUGUUGGCACCCAAGAUCUAGACGAAGUUGGUAGUACUGUCGAAACCCCCAGAAAGAGGAGGAAAGUUCGAAAUAGUGAAGUACAAGGCGAUGCCUCGAGAACAAGUACCCCAGCAAUCAGUGAAGAUAGUCAAGACGCCGAUCCACCUCCGCCACUAUUUUUCUCCUCUCCAAAACGACCUGUUGUGCUAGAAUUUAGCAAUGCCAACCCUGGAGGUGGAAGACGUGCUCGAUUGCCAGAACAACCUCAAGAAGAAGCUCAAACGCGACCCGCAAGUGCCCACGUAUCUUCAAUCCUAGAAGAUGGCGAUGAGAGCUUCUCAAAUCUACCUUCAAGGAAGUUGCACAGAACAUCUGGGGCAGGAGCUUCAGGUCUCACACUAGCCAGCGAAACUACCACUAAUCAGCGUCUGCAGGGUCUGCUCGAGGGGCAUUCACCUGCUAAAUUGGAAUUGCAAACACUGCUAAGGGACUCGGGCGUUUCAGAAAGGGCUCCCAAGCGUCCUUUCGCAAUGAUGGAAGAAAUACCCACAGUAACUUCCAAUCCUGAUGGGUUUGAAAUAACAGAAAUGCCGCAAAUAGCCCCAAACAAUGGAGCUUCGAGAACCGCAUCCGUUAAUAAUUCCCUGUUGCCUGCAAGGGACACUGCAGUUCACCCCGCAGGAGGUUCUCUAAGAGCACGGCCGGUUCAACAUCUUGACCUCAAAGACUUCAAAAUCAACCCGGACUUUAAUCAAGGUUAUGACUAUGCUUUUCACAGCGUGGCUCACAAGAAGACUGAAGUGAAUUGCGCCAAGGGAUGCCCCCGUUACGAUUGCUGUGGGAAGAAAUUUCUAGGUUUGGCACGAAUGAAUGGCCUUCCAGCAGAUGCAAUGUGCUCCAGUCAGCAGCGCGAAAUGAAUGACCAGAGAAUCCUUGAAGAGUUUCUUGGCGACAAAGAACACCUGAUCAGUGAAGAGGAUCGGAAUCAUCUCUUACAAGAAGUAAAGGCGAGGCUGAUAGCCAAUGAAUUUGGGAAACACAAGCAACAGUAUCAACGUGCCGGGUCCCCGCCCGGGUUUUGGCGUACUGAUAUGCCUAGCACGCAAGAAUUGGAACGCGACCACCAGGAAGCCAAGAGGCUCGAGAAAGACCUGGUGAAGGACAGGUAUAGAGAAGCAACGCGGCCGGGAGGUGUCUGGAAAUUUGCGGAUGAGUGAGCAGGUGUGGUACAUGAUCAUUGUGGAGCCUCCAUACUCAGUCCAUAUACGUACAUAUCAAAUCUAGUAUCUUGGUCAUCGGUG
Molecule: messenger RNA, 2438 nt
Organism: Aspergillus brunneoviolaceus CBS 621.78
Lineage: Eukaryota; Fungi; Ascomycota; Eurotiomycetes; Eurotiales; Aspergillaceae
Product: SAE2 C-terminal domain-containing protein
Exons: 1
Coding region: 141-2354 (737 amino acids)
Biological process (GO): DNA repair
Source: RefSeq, a predicted model, not a curated record